Molecule: messenger RNA, 2199 nt
Organism: Symbiodinium sp. CCMP2592
Lineage: Eukaryota; Dinophyceae; Suessiales; Symbiodiniaceae
Source: the annotation of a GenBank genome assembly
UUGCCCGGCACCGCCAUGGCUCAUGUGUUGUGGUGUCUGUUCUGGCUGGCUUUGCUUCCUGCAAGAGGACUGCUUGCCGUCCCCAGAGAAGGCUUUCGACAUGAGAACCCUUCCGCUUGCCACUGCUGCCAGAAGAUGGGGCCGAUUCGCCGAUCUGCGCAUUGCCACUCCUGUUCGGCUUGGGUUUGCCCAGAGAAAUCCUGUCGGGAGAAGGCGAAAGUGCUUGAUGAUCUGCCCCUCUGGUCUUGCUGCCAUUGCAUGGGCAUCCCGCUCGUUUGCAGAUGUCCACAGAGCGAGAAGGACAUGAGUCAAUUGCUUUUAAAGACAGAGCUGCGGAGAAAUCUUCCUGCGGAGCUGCGAAGCUCCCGAGAACUGCCAAAGACUGCAGAUCUCAAUCGCAAGCGUAGACGCUGCCAAACUUGGUGGCAAGGCACGAGUAUCGAGCCUCUUCCUUGCGCAGAUCCAGCCGCCCAUCUCCGCUUCCUCGGUGAUGCUGGCAUGCUGCGGAAGAUGCAGCCGUUGGAGAAAGAAGCGCCAACUCAUCCGGCUCAGCGCUGCCCUGGCCAAGCUGCUCGAGUGUACAAGCGCGGCGACAUUGUUACCGCGUCGGUGUUGCCCCACAUGAUCGAUUCGACCAGGGACAAGAACAAGGGCUUCAUCGAGGAUCGAAUGUCGCGACGUCCGCCGGCAGAUCCACCGCCUCAGGAGCUGCGGAGAGACAUCCAAGAGCGAUGUUACGCUGCCGAGCAGCGCCUUCGGGACUUUUGUCGAGGACACAUGUCCCCUGAGCAACAGGCCACAGGCCAUGCCGAGCAGGCUGCCAAAGGUGAUGCAGCAAAGGCCAAGGCGCCCGACGACGUGUCGCAGAGGCACUCUCCAAGCCCGAACGAGGCUGCAACAAGGGCCGCGCUGCCGGCAUCCGCCAAAUCGGCGGAGGCGGUAUUCUGUGGAAGUCCUGGGACGCCGAUCGGUGUGCAGGACCCUGCCGCUCUGCGAUCAACUAUUCCGCGGAGUGGGAGGAGUCCAUCUUCGUUUCACAUUCCAAGUCCAUGUCACAUCAACAUGUCAGCGGUGUCUGCAAGAGAUGUCCAAGAUGUUUCUCCGUCCGCCACCACUGCGUCGCCUUCUGUGAGGCCGCAGCCGGAGCUGCCAGCAUUUCAGCAGGUGCAGCAGGACUUCCCAGGCACAGCGACACGUCCUGCGGGUGCACAGGCUGUGGAAGCAGAAGGCUCUGUGCCCUACGGAGAAGACAGCGGGGUUUUAUCUCAAGGCAUCAUGAGUCUACCGCUCGAGGACCUCGGGCUUCAGUCAGAAGAUCUGGCUUCGCAGCGGGAGCGGGGCAGUGGAUUCAAUGUCAACGACGAUCCCUCCAGCGUGAGCGUCUAUGCAACGAUCCCUCUUUUGCCGUUGAAGCGCAGCAGUGCGCCGCAGGCGGCUCCUGUGAACAGGAAAAAGAAGGACGAGAAGGAAGAAAGCGCUAGAUCCAGCCGGAGAAGCAGCGUGUCGGGCUUUGUGGCAGCAUCGAUUGAAGAAGUCGGCAUGGAGCCCCUGGCGAGGGACAGUUCAUGCGGCAGAGCGUUGAGAGCCAAAACGGAUCCCCCCACAGCGACACAAGACAGCGCAGAAGAAGCGCAACAUGACUCAGGGCCAGGGACGGAGCCAGUGACCAGGGAGAAGAACGACGAGGGGGAAGGAAGCGCUAGAUCCAGUGGAAGAAGCGGCGUGUCGAGCUCUGCGGCAGAAUCGAUUGAAGAGAUCGGCAUGGAACCUGGCGCGAGGGGGAGAGCGUUGAGUGUCGAGAUGGCGCCUCCGACCGCGAAGGAAAGCAGUGCAGAAGCAGCAAAAGCUGGCCCUUUGCCGGGGGAGGAACCAGAGACCAGGGAGAAGAAAGACGAGAAGGAAAGCGCUAGAUCCAGCCGGAGAAGCAGCGUGUUUGAGGCCUUCAGCCACCUCGAUGACUUGGCUGAAGAGAGGAACCGGCUAAGCACCGAGUUGGAAGACUUCCAAGCUGGGGCGCACGUGACCCAGAUCGCACAGACGGAAGAGCACUGGGAGACACACUCCCGCGACGAGAAAGCUACGAAACUGCAGGAGCAGGUUCUCAGCCAAGAAGACAGCGGCAAAGAAUUGGAGGAGGACCUGAUGUUAGCAAGGGCUCAGCUCGGAGCUCUGGAGGCACGAGAGGCGGAGCUGGCGCAG